GUGUAAUGUACGUAAUACCAUCGUGGGGAAGGUUUUUGCCGUCGUCGUCGACGGUCCAAAUCCACAGGUAGUAUGGUUGGAGGCUGCGAAGUGCGAAUUCUCGUUGCCGUGUUCACGUUUACGAGUAAAAGCAGCCGAGCCAAGCAGUUGUCUCGUGAAAAUGAACGUGAUCGUUUUUCCGACGAAUUUCAGCCGUACAAAGUGUUCCAUUUAUGUGUCGUGAAUCGUGAAUGACGUAGGCUAAUAUGACGGAGGUGAUUGGCGUUUCAAGGAGGGGGUUUUAAUUACAAGGUACCUACUCUGGUGCUGUGUGUCGUGAGCGGAUUUUUUAUAUAUGGGAUACAGAAAUGUUACCAACAGCAGCAGCAUUAAACAUGGCUACGGAUUCACGAACACAUUCGGCAUGUCGAAAAAGCUCGUAUUCGUGGUGAUUUUCAUCGCAGCCGAAUUAGGUUUGCUGAAUGCCAACACCAAUCAUAGCGACUCGAUAACGGAAAGCACCCUGUAUAAUUUUUCCGAAUUUAGCACGACGGCCGAAAUCAGACGAAAUAGAUUAUAUCGCGAAUGGCGUCGAGGCGAUCCCAGCGUUCAUAAGAGUAUGUGGAAUAGCAAAGCACCCUUAGGAAAAGCACAGCUGUACAUAAUUUUGGCACUGCUGAUAGGAUUCUGCACGGUUGUGAUCGGAUGCUGGUUAUCAGAUAAUUGUUGGUCUCCUGAACCCGAGCACGUGGUCAUGAUUGCAUAAAAAUGAUUACCUAAUUUUUAAUAAUUAUUUACCCACAUUUACCAUUUUUUUUUUGUAAAUAAUUAAAAACCCCUACCGAUUUACCUACCUAUUUAUGAAAAUGUUGAAUGCUACGUAGUUGAUGAUUUGUUAAGUAUUUUGUUGAUUAUUCAAUUAUUUAUAUACCUAUAAUAUUUUGUAGUUUAACUAUGCAGUGUAUAGCUUGUGUAUAAUACAAAUACAUAUACACCCCUGGAGA
Messenger RNA from Planococcus citri (citrus mealybug), 983 nucleotides. RefSeq lists its product as uncharacterized. The coding region runs from base 335 to 745 and encodes 136 amino acids. Lineage: Eukaryota; Metazoa; Arthropoda; Insecta; Hemiptera; Pseudococcidae. The transcript has 4 exons. The record is from RefSeq and is a predicted model, not a curated record.